CUGGUCAGUGGGUUUGUGCAAUCUGUGCAUUGCCUCACUGUUCCUUGGGUCGACCGACUGUUUGACUGUUUGACUGUUUGACUGUUUGACUCUGUGACUGCCGGAGUGCCGGAGUGCCUGACUGCCUGACUGCCUCAUUCGGCAGGCCCCCCAUUACCCCGCCUGCACCCCGCAUCGCGCCGGCGUGCCUGAUUCGCCAGGCCGCCCACUGCCCGUGGCCCAAGCUGGACAGCUCCUGACGCUUCGCUGCGCUGGAGAACCUCUGAUUCCCGCGGGUUUCGCAAUCCCUUUCCCGUCAUUCGCUGCCUAUAAAACUGCCGAGUGCCUCUGCUUCUUGCUUUCCCUUCUCUCCGUCUCCCGUCUCUCUCUCUUCCCAGGGAACCUGUCCCCCGUUUCUCUUCCCUUCCCCUUCCCUCGCAGAUAUCCUCCGACACUUCAUCAUGAGCGAGUGUCCGUUUCACAACGGCCAGAAAUCCUCCAAUGUCGCCGGCGGUGGCACCAGAAACGUCGACUGGUGGCCCGGCCAGCUGCGUCUGAGCAUUCUGCGCCAGCACGCCGACGCCAGCAACCCCCAGGGCAAGGACUUUGAAUAUGCCGCCGCCUUCAAGAGCCUGGACUACGACGCCCUGAAGAAGGACCUGCACCACCUCAUGACCGACUCGCAGGACUGGUGGCCCGCCGAUUUCGGUCACUACGGCGGCCUGUUCAUCCGCAUGGCCUGGCACAGCGCCGGCACCUACCGCGUCUUCGACGGUCGCGGCGGCGGCGGGCAGGGCCAGCAGCGCUUCGCGCCCCUGAACAGCUGGCCCGACAACGCCAGUCUCGACAAGGCCCGUCGCCUGCUGUGGCCCAUCAAGCAGAAGUACGGCAACAAGAUCUCCUGGGCCGACCUGCUGCUGCUGACCGGCAACGUCGCCCUCGAGUCCAUGGGCUUCCAGCCCUUCGGCUUCGCUGGCGGCCGGCCCGACACCUGGGAGGCCGACGAGGCCGCCUACUGGGGUGGCGAGCAGUCCUGGUUCCCCCAGGGCAACGACGUGCGCUACGCCGCCCAGACCGACGCCGAGAAGAAGCAGCAGGGCGACAUCCGCACCCGCAACCUCGAGGACCCCCUGGCCGCCGUGCACAUGGGCCUGAUCUACGUGAACCCCGAGGGCCCCGACGGCAACCCCGAUCCCGUCGCGGCUGCCCGGGACAUCCGCGUGACCUUCGGUCGCAUGGCCAUGAACGACGAGGAGACCGUGGCCCUGAUCGCCGGUGGACACACCUUUGGCAAGACGCACGGCGCCGGGCCCGCCGACAAGAUCGGCCCCGAGCCCGAGGCCGCCGACCUGCACCAGCAGGGGCUGGGCUGGAGCAACGGAUACCUGUCCGGUCGCGGCACCGACAGCAUCACCAGCGGCCUGGAGGUCACUUGGACCAAGACGCCCACGCGCUGGAGUCUCGGCUUCCUCGAGUACCUGUUCAAGUUCGAGUGGGAGCUGACCAAGAGUCCCGCCGGCGCCAACCAGUGGACCGCCAAGAACGCCCCCGAGAUCAUCCCCGACGCCUACGACGCCAACAAGAAGCAGCAGCCGCGCAUGCUGACCACCGAUCUGGCGCUGCGCUUCGAUCCCGCCUACGAGAAGAUCGCCCGUCGCUUCCUGCAGAAGCCCGACGAGUUCGCCGACGCCUUCUCCCGCGCCUGGUUCAAGCUGCUGCAUCGCGACAUGGGUCCCCGCGCGCGCUGGCUGGGGCCCGAGGUGCCCAAGGAGACGCUCCUCUGGGAGGACCCCGUGCCGGCGGUCGACCAUCCCUUGAUCGACAACGAGGACGCCCUGGCGCUGAAGAAGGAGAUUCUGGCCUCCGGCGUCGAGCCGACCAAGUUCAUCACCACCGCCUGGGCGUCCGCCUCGACCUUCCGCGGCAGUGACAAGCGCGGCGGUGCCAACGGCGCGCGCAUUCGCCUGGCGCCCCAGAAGGACUGGGAGGUGAACAACCCGCCGCGCCUGCAGGAGGUGCUGCGCGUGCUGGAGCGCAUCCAGCGCGAUUUCAACGGCGCCCAGACGGGCGCCAAGCGCGUCUCGCUGGCCGAUCUGAUCGUGCUGGCCGGCUGCGCCGCCGUCGAGCGCGCGGCGGGCCACCCCGUGCCCUUCACGCCCGGGCGCACCGACGCCAGCCAGGAGCAGACCGACGUCGAGCAGUUCGAGUACCUGCGGCCGCUGGCGGACGGCUUCCGCAACUACGGCGGCUCGACGCCGCGCGUGCGUGCCGAGCAGUAUCUCGUCGACCGCGCCCAGUUGCUGCAGCUGACGCCGCCCGAGAUGACGGUGCUCGUGGGCGGCCUGCGCGUGCUGGACGCCAACUACGACGGCUCCGACACCGGUGUUUUGACGCAGCGCCCCGGCCAGCUGACCAACGACUUCUUCGUCAACCUGCUGGACAUGAACACCGUCUGGCAGCCGACCGGCGCCGACCACGAGCGCUUCGAGGGCGUCGACCGCAAGACGGGCGCCAAGAAGUGGACGGGCAGCCGUGUGGACCUGGUCUUCGGCUCGCAUGCCGAGCUGCGCGCGUUGGCCGAGCUGUACGGCAGCGCCGACGGCCAGGCCAAGUUCGUCAAGGACUUCGUCGCCGCCUGGGACAAGGUCAUGCAGCUGGACCGCUUUGACUUGGUCUACUCGGCCAUUCCGACGCGUCCGCGCCUGUAGUCGGUGCUAGCUCGCAUUGCGGUUCAGUUUUCCACGGCGAAUAUUCUGCUUCCUAUCUUGUGUAUCUUUCAUGAGUUUAUGAGUAAAAUUGUCUAGUCGAAUCAAGUUUUCGGUAUUUUCGUGCAGCAGAGUUUGUGACAUAGGCUGUGGACGGUCCGUAGCAGCUGCCCGUCGAAGGGUACGAAUUG
Messenger RNA from Aspergillus steynii IBT 23096, 2875 nucleotides. Its product is annotated as catalase/peroxidase. The record is from RefSeq and is a predicted model, not a curated record. Gene Ontology annotation, cellular component: cytosol. The transcript has a single exon. Gene Ontology annotation, molecular function: catalase activity; heme binding. The coding region runs from base 441 to 2687 and encodes 748 amino acids. Lineage: Eukaryota; Fungi; Ascomycota; Eurotiomycetes; Eurotiales; Aspergillaceae. Gene Ontology annotation, biological process: cellular response to hydrogen peroxide; hydrogen peroxide catabolic process.